Messenger RNA from Thalassophryne amazonica, 2919 nucleotides. RefSeq names its product RNA-binding protein 5-like. Gene Ontology annotation, molecular function: RNA binding. The record is from RefSeq and is a predicted model, not a curated record. Gene Ontology annotation, cellular component: nucleus. Gene Ontology annotation, biological process: mRNA splicing, via spliceosome. Bases 125 to 2659 code for a protein of 844 amino acids. Lineage: Eukaryota; Metazoa; Chordata; Actinopteri; Batrachoidiformes; Batrachoididae. The transcript has 25 exons.
CGCUGCUUCGACACCUUGGUAUCAUGACUUCUCAAUGUACGACUGGGAUUUUAGGGCCUGAAAAUCUAUUUUAUGAGAUCUAACAAACGGUUUUCCUUAAACAAACACGUGUCUUCUAUAUUGAAUGAUGGGAGCUGAUAAAAGACUCAGUCGAGGGGAACGCAGUGGAAGAUAUGGGUUGGAUGGAAGAAGAGAUGAUCGUGACGGGCAUAAAAGACGAAGUAGAGAUGAAGAUAGAGAAUAUGAUCGGCGAUGGGCGGAUGAUGAGCGUCGGUGUCGUGGUGAUGGGAGACGCAGAGAACGCUUUCAUAAUCACAGAGACAGAGGCAGUCCAGAUAGGGGUCGAAAACGGCGCAACACUGGCAGAUCUGAUGAUGAAUACAAUGGGGAUUAUCCAGACCAGGACUACAAAAUGGAGAAAGAAGAUGAGGAGGAGGAUGAGGAGGAGAGCAAGACCAUUAUGCUCAGGGGUCUCGCUCCUCAUGUGACAGAGGAGGAUAUCCGCUCAGCGCUUGAGGAGCUGGAAGGGCCCCAGCCUGUGGAUGUCCGCUUGAUGAAGAAAAGAACAGGUAUAAGCCGAGGUUUCGCCUUCGUGGAGUUUUAUCACUUGCAAGAUUCUACCCGAUGGAUGGAGACCAAUCAGAACAAGUUGGUAAUCCACGGGAAAUCCAUUGUCGUGGUCUACAGCAACAAGAAGCAGAAGAUUGCAAAUUGGCUUUGCAGUGCAUGCUGCCUGUACAAUUUUCGAAAGAGACUGAAGUGUUUGAGAUGUGGUGCUACCAGAGUUGAAGGGGAUUCUCCUGCAGGAAACUCAUCAAGUGGGGAGCCUCAUCAACCGGGAGAAUAUCGUGUAGACACAUUAAUUUUGAGGAACAUUGCCCCAACUUCAAGUAUUGAAGGAAUUUUGAAUAUAUUAGCACCAUAUGCCAACUUGUCUGCAGCCAACAUUCGCCUCAUCAAAGACAAGCAAACAGGGCAGAAUAGAGGUUUUGCCUUUGUUCAGCUCUCAUCUAACUUGGAGGCUUCGCAGCUGCUCACGUUUCUCCAGUGCCUUCAGCCCCCUCUGAAACUGGAUGGAAAGACAAUAGGUGUUGAUUAUGCCAAGAGUUCCAGGAAAGACUUGGCACCCCCCGAUGGAGUCAGAGCCAAUGCGCUCUCUGUUGCCAGCACAGCCAUAGCUGCUGCUCAGUGGUCAUCCAGCCAGUUACAGCAAAGACAAAUUGCUGCCACGGACAUUACUCUACAGGAGCCAUCACAGUUAUGGCAGCAGCAGCCAGAAGGAUUGGCACAUGCUGUUGGAGAUGGAUUACUUGGAGCUGCUCCAGGUAUGAAGACAUUGAUCCCUACAGCCGCGGGUGUUGUUAUAACCCAGGCCCCUCAAAUUUACCAGCCUGUCAUUAUCAGCCAACCCGCCAUACAGUUAGUGAAACCAGUUGAUGCAGAACAACAGGCCGCUAAUGUUUGUACCACUUCCCUCGUGAUGCCAGCAGCUUCCACUGCUGUGACGACUGUCUGUGCUGCACCCACUUCCACUCCAUCAGCUGUCCCUGACACCUCCAGAUACCAAUAUGAUAAGUCUUCAGGUUACUAUUAUGAUCCACAGACUGGCCUGUACUAUGAUGCUAACAGCCAGUACUUCUAUAAUGCCACCACGCAACAGUACUUGUACUGGGACAGUGAGAAGCAGGCAUAUAUACCCGCACCAGCAGCAUCAGAAACGAGCACAGGUCAUGCCUCUGCAGCUACUCCCCCAGCCACAACAACUACAAAAGAGAAAAAAGAAAAACCGAAGAGCAAGUCUGCACAGCAGAUUGCAAAGGACAUGGAGCGUUGGGCAAAAAGCUUAAAUAAACAAAAGGAAAGUUUAAAGAACAGCUUCCAGGGUUUGGGACCAUCCAAGGAGGAGGACAAGAAGGAGUCUGCAGCUGCCGAUGCAGGUUUCUUCCUUUUUGAGAAAAAGCAACUCGGAGGCUUCGACAUGCAUGCCCUUAUGGUUGAACAUUUUAGAAUCCUAGAACAAGAAGCUGCUGCAAAGAGUGGACUGGUACCAGUUUACAACGAGGACAGUGACCCAGAGGAGGGAAGCUCAGACAGAAUGGCAGAUGAGGAAGGAAUCACUGACUGGAAGAAGAUGGUUUGCCUCCUGUGUCGAAGGCAGUUUGCCAACAAAGAGGGUUUACUGCGUCACCAGCAGCUCUCUGACCUGCACAAGCAAAACUUGGAAAUACAGAGGAGAUCCAAGCUGUCAGAAUUUGAGCUGGAGGAGCUGGAGAGGGCUGAGACAGAACGAGUGGAAAGAGAGCUGAUGUACAGAGACAGAGCUGCAGAGAGAAGGGAGAAGUACGGUAUCCCUGAACAUCCUGUGCCUAAGAAGAAAUUCUACCAACCCCCAGCCCUAGCCGUAAACUACGAACAGCCCACUAAAGAUGGUCUAACAAGUGAUAACAUUGGGAACAAAAUGCUGCAAGGGAUGGGCUGGCAGGAGGGCAAAGGUCUAGGGUGCCACCAGCAGGGCAUCACAACACCAAUCUCUGCUUCACUGAGGGCCAAAGGCACAGGUUUAGGGAUUAAGGGAAGCUCCUAUGAGCUGUCAGCAUCUGACACCUACAAAGACGCUGUCCGGAAAGCAAUGUUUGCACGUUUCACAGAGAUCGAGUGAAAAGCAUUGAGGAAACUAUUAAACUGUGAAAUCUUCAUUUUAUGGCAUGUUGAUUGUGCAGUCGGAAGAACAGCUGACAGCAUUGGGAUUUUUGCUUUUGUUUGUACAUGUGUAAAUAGCUUCUGUUCAAUUUGUUUGUAAAUGUAUAUAAUUGCUUUUUGUUUAAUAUUGCAAAAUAUCCUUAAGUAGAUAUUACUAGUCGAAUGAACUUGUACAGUACAUUUUGUAUACUUUGUACAGUGUAUAAAAUGAAGUGGAUC